Molecule: messenger RNA, 4295 nt
Organism: Lytechinus pictus (painted urchin)
Lineage: Eukaryota; Metazoa; Echinodermata; Echinoidea; Temnopleuroida; Toxopneustidae
Product: solute carrier family 15 member 4-like
Exons: 9
Coding region: 629-2455 (608 amino acids)
Biological process (GO): transmembrane transport
Cellular component (GO): membrane
Molecular function (GO): transmembrane transporter activity
Source: RefSeq, a predicted model, not a curated record
GCACUAUAAUUCAACAGCCGACCUUUUUCAGUGACUAUAACCAAAGUGGAAGUAUAUGAUUCGCUUUUUUUUUGUUUCCUGCACAAAGUCAUCAAUAGAUUGAAAAUAGUUUCACAUAAAAGUAUUCCAUUCUAUUAUUUGUUGUGCUAAUUGCAUGAAUGCACGUACACAGUGAAGUUUGGAAUGAAUUUCUAGCUAUGAAAACGUCUGAUAAUGUUUGAUCGGAACAAGUCAUGCAAGUUGUUCAAAGCAUGUGACCCGGGAUGCUGUGGAACUAAAACGGAUAUGUACGUAUUUUUAUUACGUUUUCAUACAUCAUACAUGAGCACAAUUACUCUGCCAGUGGUUUACGCAUGAUACAUGAAAACAUGAAUUUGAGAAUGAACUAAAAUGGACCGCCAAUUCCAUUCAACUAAAAAAUUGUUGGUCGCUAAAUACAAGGUCACGUAUUUCAGAAGAUGAUAACCGAUUCAGAGUUGACUUCAAAGACUAACGACCGUCCAGAUACGAUCUCUGCAAUUAGAAAAUAAAUAAUGCCCAUCAUCGAUUUUAAUAAUAUCUGAUUCUAAAUUAUCCGUCGAGCAUUCAUAAUUGUUCAAGUGUGAUAGUCUAUUAAACUGAAUCUAAAAUGCCUUCAUCCGAGAGAGAACCUUUAUUUUCGAGCUCGUCGACCUCGAUGGCACGUGGGUCAACGAGCAUGACGUACGAUGCAGCAUUGGAGCUCGCACCAUCUCGGUCGCAAUCCGUCGUCGACGAACCACCGCCCGAAUCGAUGAAGCAGCGGAUGAGACGCUCGUUAUGGUUCCCUAUAUCAUUCGUCUUCGGGUUCGUGUUUUUCAUUACGUUGGUCGAGCACGGUGUCCGCUUCAACGUCGUACUCUACACGGAGAACGUGUUGGAAUAUACGAAAGGGAAUUCCCCGAUCCUCAUCGCAGCCUUUGACGCCAUCGCUCCAUGCUUGCCGCUGAUUGGUGGAUGGCUCGGCGGCUCCUGGUUUACAAGGUCAAAGGUCACAAUCACAGGAGCAUUUGCAACACUUUUAGGAAUUCUUCUCUUGACCAUAAACGUCGCACCAUAUUCUCCCGAGGCCGAGGAAAACUUCUCGAUAUCAGCCAAACGAGCCCUCUUUGUCUUAGGUUUUACAUUGCUCUUCGUCGGGCUAGCUCUGUAUGGCGCAAACGAUUACGUCAUCGCAGCGAGGGAGAUCGAACGGGACAGAGGACUAAACAAUAAUGGAAUCAGGAAUAUGUUUUGUGUUUUUUAUAUAGUGUACUUUUCUGCGAUCACCUGUUCAGAGCUCCUGUUCCAAUUGGUCGACGCUACUUCGUUUUUCUUCGUCUACUUACUAUUGGAUGCUUCCGUAGUGCUUUCCAUCACAUCAAUGAUGCUAGGCCAGACGUUUUACGUCAAAGAGCAGCGAAAACGGUUUGUGUUGAGGAAUCAGAUUCGCAUAAUCUGGGAAGGGAUAAGUCGGAGGAAGCACGCCCCCAACGUUCCAAAAUGGAUCCAGCGAGCCUCCACCCAAUAUGGCGGUUCUUUCCAACCGGAAGAGGUAUACGAAACGAGUCACUUUCUGAGGACUAUUCCUAUCUUCCACACCGUCACAAUAUUCGUUAUCGUCAACUACUUUAUUGACUUAACCUACCACAAGCAGACGCUUUUAUUGAACCCUGUCUUUGAUGACAUCACGACAUCGGAAUUCAUUUACAAUCUUUAUCAGCCAAUCGUGUCAGUCCUAACAAAUCUAACUACUUUGCUCAUUCUCUAUCCAUGUACCAGCCGCUGGGGGCGGUGUGAUUCUCCUUUUAUUCGAAUAGGUGUAGGAAUAAUAUUCGGAAUCCUCUCCGUCAUCUUCGCUGCCAUCGUAGAGACGGGACGAAAGCAGAUGACGGUAGGGGAGGAGGAGGAGGAGGGCGUCAUGGUAACCAUGGUGACAAACAUCACUUAUAACGCCUCAUCUUUAAGUGUCAUGUCUCAAAUACCGCAGUACACUUGUGCAGGGAUCGCAGAUGCGCUCGUACUCACUGCUGGCGUGGAGGUAUCGUACGUGGAGGCCCCCUAUUUCCUGAAGGGUAUUGCGGUAGGAAUGUUUCUCCUAAUGUCUGGUGUUGGUAGUUACAUCCUAGCUCAGCUCAUCAUUCUCAUCGUCAAUGGCAUCUCAGGAGCAGCUGGUCAGGAAUGGUACACUGAAGACCUAAACACAUCUAGGAUGGAAUAUUUCUACUGCAUCCUGGCGGCCAUUUUGAUUUUGGACAUUCUGUACAUUUAUUUAGUCACGAGAAAAUAUGAACGCGCUGAUUGGGAAAGUGUGAAGACGAAAGUGACGAUGGAUGAUGAAAACGAUGACGAUGAAAACGUCGAUACGAUUUUUGAUGACUUUGACGGAGAAAACAGGGAAUGCCAAGAAGAACAUACGCUUGAAAUAUCAGAUACGAGUAGCUUAUCCGAAAGAUGACGUCACGUCACUCACCAUCAACCUUAAAUGUACUAGCACCACGAAAAGGACAGGAAUGGUUUAACUUUAUUUAAUAGCUUUACUUAUGAUACAAGAGUUUAGUUUGGCCCUGAUGAUAAUUGUAGUCUUUAUAUUAACUUACUGUGUCUCAAUAUCGAAUUCCCUUUGAAAUAACCGGGGUCGUCUCGUUACGUUAUCGAAAUAUAAACGCAACAGCAGGACCAAUGCAUUCUUUACAGUAAAUUUCACUGGAAAUGUUAUCAGCCCCUCAAAAGUUGUCAUCAGGAUUAUUGCUGUAUUUUUAUGUGAUCAUUGGGAUUUUUAAACAAAAACACAAAAAAAUGGUAAAAUUGUGUUAGGCCUACUUAUCCUGGGUUCAAUAUCAAGUUUUUUAAAAUUUAUUUUCAUUUCCAUCAUUAACAUUAUAAACAAAUACAAACCAAGCAUACAUCAUAAACAAAUACAAAUCAAAUAUGAUUACUGUAUAUCAUGGCCUGGACAAACAUUAUCUUUGCUCUACCUCGCUUUCCAAUGUUAUGGCUACUCGUGAUUGAUAAUAAUAAUAAUAAUAAUAAUAUAGGGUAUUUAUAUUGCGCACAUAUCCACCUUGUUAGGUGCUCAAGACGCUCCUAUAUUACCCGGCUAAGCUAGGCGUUCAUAGCGCACACAGCUUUUUAAGGAAUUACUUCCUACUGGUACCCAUUUACCUCACCUGGGUUGAGUGCAGCACAUUGUGGAUCAGUUUCUUGCCGAAGGAAAUUACGCCAUGGCUGGGAUUCGAACCCACGACCCUCUGUUUCAAAGUCCGAAGACUAAUCCGAAGACUGAUAGCACUAUCAGUCACCAGUGGUGGCUGUCCGUCCAUGAUUGUGAUUAAUCGGAUCAAUCGUAACUCUUUGUAAGACGGGGCCCAGAAGUGAGAUCCAUCAUCACUGGUUAUCAGUCGCAGGUGGCGACAACAUUUGAAAGGUGGGGGACGGAGGCCUGGGGAGGGGGUGGGUGUCACUGAAUAGUCAGAACGUUCUCGACUUUGUGUACCAUGGGACGGAAAAUCGCGAAAAAAAAAUAAAAGCAAGCGAAAGAAUAUAUCAUCAAUAAUAUACCAUACAACUUUGUUUAUUCAACUUUUACUACAAUUUUUCAAUAUGAAACUAAUAAAUCUAACCAAAUCAACCAACCUGUACUGUCUCUAUAAGUCUAUUUCCUUGUUUCAUUUAUUAUCCUCUGGAUUUUAAUGUCAGAAGCGAAUACCGUGCCCUUAUCAAUACUGAGAACCCUUCCCCCAUGCACCCCACAAGCACACCUUUACACGCUCAAAAGUAACCUAUUACAAAACAGACAUCGACUAAAUGUUAUUAGGUAAAUAGUAAAUACGAACUUGUAAGCAUAUUUCCAUUCCUAUUAUUUUCAAACAAUUAUGUAAGUAAUAUCUAUAACUUUGUAGGUAUAAUCUAGCCCUAGGUAUAGUAUACACUGGAAAUUUAUUAUAAGUUACGUUGUUUAAAAGUGUCAAGGAUAUUCGCCAUGCAAGUAUAAACUUUACUAUUUCAUUUUUUUUUGUAGCCUAAACAUCAUCUGGAAGAAUCGUUCCUUCAUCAUUUGUGUAAAGUGUAAAGAGAUAACAGAACCCUUCACACAUACUAUUUACAGACUGGAUAGUAAAUGGGUUAACUCUCCAAUGAUUAAUCUUAAUUGAUCUGUCUUUUAUAUUCCACUCAGGACCCACAAUGAUCAAAUUCAUCAUGUUAUAUCCCCACUUUUUUGUAUUGUAGUAUACGAAAUUAUGUUGAUUCAAUAUUUUCCUCCGACAAUAAAAAAACAUGUAUGGAUCAACAACGGA